This is a messenger RNA of Dermacentor albipictus, 792 nucleotides long. Lineage: Eukaryota; Metazoa; Arthropoda; Arachnida; Ixodida; Ixodidae. The record is from RefSeq and is a predicted model, not a curated record.
AUGGCCACCCUGGUGCAGUACUUAGCCACAACCUCCCAUAUGAAUGCAACAAUCAAACCCUGGCCCUCAGUCCUCAACGGCUGCGAAGCAAUUGACCACAGCGGCGGUCAGACCUGCGCCGCAGCAGAGGUUGGGUGCUCCUCAGUAGUUGCUGUUCCAACUUUGUUGCUGCUCGGUGUUGACAGGUACUACGCCAUCAUGUCCCCUCUGAGCUUCCGGUGGACUCGCAAGCGUGGCCCCUACAUCAUCCUGGUCAUCUGGGUGGUGGCUGCGCUGUUGUCAAGCGUGCAGUUUGUUCAUGGCCGGGCCACGCCCUUCACCUGGGCCGGCGGCACCUACUACGACUGCCACGAAAACUGGGACGAGAAGGCCGGCAAGGUGUACACGGCUGUGAUAUUCACGGUGACCUUCCUGACCCCGAUGCUGGUGCUCACUUACACUUACUCGUCGAUCGGCUGGAAGAUGUGGCGCCACACGUCACCUGGGAACGCCGACAUCCAGCGCGACCAGCAGCAACUCACAGCCAAGAUGAAGGUUGUCAAGAUGCUGGCGACGGUGGUGCUGAUGUUCGCCGUGUGCUGGCUGCCGAUCCACCUGAUGAACCUGAUAUUGUACUUCGAUCGCGCCGCCAUGCAACCAGACACGGCUGAGCAGGAGUACCUGUACAUCGCGGCCUUCUUCUCGUGCCACUGGUUCUCGAUGGCCAACAGCUUCGUCAAUCCUAUAAUCUACUGCUUUAUGAGCGACAACUUCAGGUCAAUGGUCAACAGCCCACUUUGUGACUUCUGCUAG